Messenger RNA from Schistosoma intercalatum, 912 nucleotides. NCBI's taxonomy places the organism in Eukaryota, Metazoa, Platyhelminthes, Trematoda, Strigeidida, Schistosomatidae. The record is from the annotation of a GenBank genome assembly.
AUGGCUACUGUGAUUAAUAUCACAGAUAAACAUCAUCUUGAACAAAUUUUACAACAGGCAAAUAAUGUAACAAAUGGUCCAAGCAUUGUAGUAAUGGAUUUUUAUGCUUCAUGGUGUCGUCCUUGUUCAGAUAUAGCUCCUGUCUUUCAAGAAUUAAGCAUCAAGUAUAAAAAUAUGAAAUUUGUUAAAAUUGAUGUUGAUAAACUUGAGGACGUUGCACAACGUUACAAUGUCAGAUCAUUACCUACGUUUAUAUUUCUACGUGGAGCUGAACAAAUUGAUCGGAUUACCGGUGGAGUUCCACAAAAGUUAAGAGAUAAAGUACAAGAACUUGCUCUCUCUGGAUCAGACUCUCAUGAAAGUGGCUCAAAUAAAAGCCCACAGUCUUCUAAACAAUAUGAUAUGGAUAUAUUAUUGUCAAAAAAUCAAUGUGAAUGUUUAAAUGAAGAUGAUACACAUUCACUUGCUCAAUUAUUAAAUUCCUCUGAAAAUAAUAAUCUCAAGGCAUAUCUACUGUCAGAUACAGAUGAACAGCUUAUUAUAUACAUUACCUUCUCACAAUUUGUUCGUAUUCAAUCUGUACAGAUUAAUGGACCUAAAGAGAAUGCACCAAAAACAGUAAAACUAUUUAUUAAUCAAACAUCAACACCUGAUUUCGAUAGUUGUGAAAUUGGUGAAGCUGUACAAACAUUAGAAUUAACAGAAGAGGAUAUUAAACAUGGUGGUAUAACACAAUUGAAUUUUGUAAAAUUUCAGAAUGUUAGUACACUUACAAUUUUUGUGAAAAAUAAUCAAACAUCAACUGAUCAAACUCGAAUUGAUACAUUGAAAUUCUAUGGUUAUCCAGUGAAUACAAUCAAUAUGAAUGAAUUUAAAAGGGUCUCUGGGAAGAAAGGUGAAGCCCACGGUUAA